AUGUGGAGGAGUCGGCUGGUCGUGAGAAGGCCGCAAUGUCGACUAUUCCAUAGAGCGAGGGCACGAUGCCAGGCAAUAAGCGUGAUAGACAUCGAUGAUGCCACCUUCUUCAGGCAGUAUCCCUCGGCAACGGACACGCCAGAGACAAACCCGCCCUUCUUCGAGAACUUAUCAUUCCGCCUGCCGACCAAACUCGACGACGAUGGAAAGCCACAGUACUGGGCGGUGCUUUCUCCUUCGUCAUUAGCAAGAACGACGUUUCUUCAGAUCCUGGCGGCACAGCACAUUUGCAUUCCUCCUACAGCUCGGCAUUAUCCUCUUCUUUCAGAACUGUCCAUCUCAGAGCAACAUGCCAUCAAAUAUGUCGGAUUCGACGCCGAGCGAGGGAGCACAGUGGGCGGUGCUAACGUACGAGGCGCCUACUUGAGUGCGAGAUAUGAAAGUAGACGCGAGGAGACCGACUACUCACUCCACGACUACCUUACUGGUCACACAGAGCUUAACGCGCUAGAACACGAGCAAACGGAGGCUGAGAAGGAGAAGCUGAGCGAGGUCAUCGACCAGCUCGAUCUUCACAAGCUACUUUCAAUGCCGGUGGCGAAUUUGAGCAAUGGCCAAACCCGAAGGGCUCGAAUCGCGAAAUCUCUUGUGUCCUUUCCAGAAGUGCUACUCCUUGACGGACCAUUCAUGGGGCUGGAUCCCAACACUGCGCGGGUGAUGGGCUCUGUAUUACGUGGUUUGGCCGAAAGACAAGCUCCUAGACUGGUCUUGAGCUUGCGUCCGGAAGAUGGUGUGCCAGACUGGGUAUCACAUCUUGUUGUGGCUGACGAACACCUGAAAGUCCUAGCUCAAGGCGAAAAGGACAAGAUCUUCUCAGACGCAAGGAGCCAAUUUUUUAUCAUGUCACCCCUGCAGAAGAUCUUGCAAUAUUCUAGAUCUAGGACUCUCAGCGCUGUUGCGCAGCCUGCAUGGCCUGAACGCCCAUGGAAGCUCAGCAUAGACGGCUUCAAGAGAGAUUCACCUGCUCUGGAGCCUGGCGAGGCUGUAGUCGAGAUGCAGGGCGUGAAGGUCAGCUACGGAGACAAGACUGUGCUAGGUGGAUGGAAGCAGGAUAUCGAUGGCGAAUGCAGGGAAGGGCUGUGGUGGAGCCUGCAUCGCGGCCAGCGCUAUGGUAUUUUCGGUCCAAACGGGAGCGGCAAGACCACUAUGCUGAGCUUAGUCACAUCAGAUCACCCUCAGACGUAUGGUCUACCCAUCAAGCUGUUCGGCCGAUCAAGACUUCCAGGACCGGGAGAGCCUGGCAUAAGCGUGUUUGAUCUCCAACGGAGGAUGGGCCACUCCAGCCCAGAAGUACACUCUUUCUUCCCCAAAGCUUUGACAGUGCGGCGGGCGCUUGAAUCUGCUUGGUCUGAUGCACCUCUAGCUCGUGCGAAGCUUAGCGCAGAGACAGAUCGAAGGGUAAAUGCCUUCUUACGAUGGUUCGCCAAGGAAUUGAAUCCGAAUUAUGGGUCAAAGACAUUCCUUGAGAGCCUGGAAGAUACGUUGGACGUUAAACGGGGGCUAAGUGCUGCGCGCAAAGCGGCUGCGCAGAAGUUCUACGAUGAGAAUUUCUACGAUGACUCCGAUCUGACCUGGGCAGACGAUGUACGAUUCCGUGAGUUGAGUUUCUCUAGUCAGAGACUGCUGCUGUUCUUGCGAGCCAUAGUUGCAAGUCCAGACCUGGUGAUCCUGGAUGAAGCGUUGAGUGGGAUUGACGAGAGGAUACGAGACAAGGUGCUGUUAUUCUUGUCUCAAGGCGAGGAGGUCGCAGCAGUGCUCGGAAGCUUUGCACAGCCUAGCUCGCUCUCUGUAAUGGGCAAAGUCUCGUUUGAGGGACUCACGCCGGAUCAAGCUUUACUGGUGAUCAGUCACUCAAAGGAGGACGUCCCAGGCUGCUUGCGGGAAUGGAUAUGUCUUCCGGAACCAGGUGAAGGGAGGGCUCCAAGGACCGGCAAACUUCCUGGCCCGCUCUCAUUGCAUCCUCAAGAGUGGACAGAGGGAAUCUGGGCACAGCAAGGCUCGUAGAGUAGUUCCAUCAACAUGUCCUAUACCACACGAUCGAUUUAGACUUUCGGUAAGAUACAGAAGAACGGACUGUACAGCUAUUG
Messenger RNA from Pseudocercospora fijiensis CIRAD86, 2147 nucleotides. Its product is annotated as ABC transporter domain-containing protein. Gene Ontology annotation, cellular component: mitochondrion. The transcript has a single exon. Lineage: Eukaryota; Fungi; Ascomycota; Dothideomycetes; Mycosphaerellales; Mycosphaerellaceae. Gene Ontology annotation, molecular function: ATP binding; ATP hydrolysis activity. The record is from RefSeq and is a predicted model, not a curated record. The coding region runs from base 1 to 2064 and encodes 687 amino acids.